AUGCCUGCUCCAACGCCCACGUUUGGGAAUUGUCUUCCCAAGCAAAUCCGAAGAGUUUUACCGGCCUGUCUGGUGCUGGUGCUCCUGGCACUCUUUUUCUCGAGCACCACCUCUUUUGGCAGUCUCAGCGCCGAGAUCUCGUACCACUCGACGUUGGACACUGGCGAGUUUCCGAGAAAGAUCUGGCAGACCUGGAAGGUCGAUCCGUUGGUCUUUGAAGAGAGAGACUUGACCACCGCCCGAACCUGGACCUCGAAGAACCCAACCCACCGGUACGAGGUCCUGACGGACCAGAACGACCUCUACUAUGUCGAAACCCACUUUGGACCUAAUGGCUUCAACCGGCCCGACAUUGUCUACACAUACAAGUCGUUGGCAGCCAAGAUCAUCAAGGCCGAUCUUCUGAGGUAUCUCGUCAUGUACGUCGAAGGGGGCGUCUACACCGACAUUGACGUCGAAGCGCUCAAGCCCAUCGACCGCUUCAUCCCCAGCCGAUACAAGGAGAAAGACAUCGACAUGGUCAUCGGGGUCGAGGUCGACCAACCCGAGUACAAAAACCACAGUAUCCUGGGCACCAAAUGCCAAUCGUUUUGCCAGUGGACUUUUAUGGCCAAACCCCGACUUCCGGUCAUGAUGAGGCUCAUCGACACUAUUCUGAAAUGGCUGUAUGAGGUGGCCAAGAAACAAGGCAAGUCCAUCUCGGAGAUUGAGCUGGACUUCGACGAGGUCAUCAGUGGCACCGGCCCCUCGGCCUUCACCAGCGCCAUCCUGGCUGAAAUGGCGGCCAGGUCGGGGGAGGAGGUGCAGUGGGACUGCUUCCACAACCUGGGCGAGUCGAAGCUGGUGAGCGGCAUUCUCGUCCUCACCGUCGAAGCCUUUGCGGCGGGUCAAGGACAUUCUGACUCGGGCAACCACAAUGCGAAGACGGCGCUAGUGAAGCACCAUUAUCAUGCUUCAGGAUGGCCGACCGCCCAUCCGCGGUACAACCAUCCCGUGUAUGGGGAGGUGGAGCGAUGCAACUGGGAGGCAGAGUGCGUUGCAGCGUGGGACGCGAACAAGGCUGCGUUCGAAGCCCUGUCGCCGGAGGAACAAGAGCUGCAAAUUGCCUUGAGACAGGCUGCAGAGGGUACAAUCGCGCCUCCACAAGAGGCCCAAAUCAUGCUACCGUAA
Molecule: messenger RNA, 1170 nt
Organism: Capronia epimyces CBS 606.96
Lineage: Eukaryota; Fungi; Ascomycota; Eurotiomycetes; Chaetothyriales; Herpotrichiellaceae
Exons: 1
Coding region: 1-1170 (389 amino acids)
Biological process (GO): protein N-linked glycosylation
Cellular component (GO): mannan polymerase complex
Molecular function (GO): alpha-1,6-mannosyltransferase activity
Source: RefSeq, a predicted model, not a curated record